UUAUUUCGUACUGUUUUUGUACAUAUUUUGAUUAUUGUUUCUUGUCUGUUUGUUUUUAAAUGUUGAAAUUUAUAAAUAAAAGUUUAAAAACAAAAUGUUGAACUGGGUAGGAAAUAUAAGAUUUUAUUCAUCCUGUUCCUUUCUCAAGCAUAGGUGUACAAAUAAGUGUUUAGUUGCUAAAGUUCAAUUGUCUACAGACCAAAAAUGCACAUCAACGAGGGAGAUAAAUAAAAACAUGAAAAAAAAAAAAUAAUAAUUUGAUAUCGGUUUGCUAAAAUUGGCAGUAUCGUCCAACCCGGGAUUUUGUGAAGUCACUUCCAUUCCGGGGGGUUGGGCUCAAGCACUUCUUGAUUUAAUUGUCUUGUCUUAAUUAAUUGCUGUUCAAUUAAUCAUUUUUUAAUAAAAUCAAAUAAUAUAAACAUACUUUAAAGUGUUAAUUCUUUUUUUGCAAGCCAUACCAGAUCAUUCAGGUGGUCAUGUGAUUAAGCCGCUCACUUUAAUCCGUCUUUUUGUCAACCAAUCACUUUUUAGGAUGAUGCCACUGCCUCCCUUCCAGCCCAGAUCGGUGUGUGUCCUGAGGGGGUGAAGGCUGGUUGCCACGGCGACGGCAGCGGUAGGACGAAGCUCAGAUGAAGCAAGGCCGCGUCCCGCUGAGAGCUGACCAUGACCUGCUGACCCUGGACCCACGAGCAGCGUCCGGUCCCAAGCUCUGUCCAGUCCUCCAGCGGAGGUCAGGGGGCGUGGCCGCGGCGUCAGGUGAGCCGCCCGCGUUGGCAAGUUCGAGUCCGACAAGUCGGCGUCUACGUUUUGAGGACGAGACCGAGGCCGAGGUGGACUCCCGUUACCUGGACCGGCAGAGACGCUGGACGAGCCAUCGAGUCGCACGCGUCCUGGUCUGCAAACCCAAACUCAGCCUCUACGUCAGCGGCGUGAGACCAGAGGCGGGACACCGGGCAGAUGGAGCCACGGGUGCGAGGGCGGUUUUAUCGGCGGUCGAGCCGAGUCCCGUGGUCACUAAGAAGCAGGUCCAGAGCCAGUAUAGACUGGACCUGUGGACUGAACCGAUCAAAGAAACUCACAUUGGCCCGGUCACGCCCCCUGACACCUGCAGGAGAGAAAUUGCGAGUGGAAACCGAGUUCUUUUUAAGCCCCCGCCCAUCAAAGGACUGCCCGUAAAUCCCUAUUCCCCCUCGGAACAAAGUCGGACCCAGGACCACGAGGAGCGAAGGGAGAAGAAUCCUUGUUUCGAUCCAAAACGCCACAAGUCAUCUCAACUAGCAGGGAACAAACAAAGCCCGCCUCCUUCGGGGAAUAACAACAUCAGACAGCCAAUAGGAGAAGACCUUCAUUUUCCUCAGCCGUCCGCAAGGAGCUGGAGGGGGCGUGGCCUCCAGCUCCGUCUGAUUUUCGAGAGAUUUUCGGGAGAGGCGCUGAAUUUUGUGAGUCUCCCGCAAAAUCCGGGAGGGUUGGCAAGUAUGCCCCCCCAACAAUUUGGACACCUCUGCUGUGUUUCAAUUAACGAAUGACCUCUGACCCCAGGCUUGUACAUUGUGUUUCCUGCAGAUUCAGCUGCAGACGUCAAGCGUCUCGUCUCUCCCUGCGUCGCAUCGUCUCCAGCAUAGUUUCACGCGGGACCCGAACCGGCAGCCUGGACCGCGUCACCGCGCAGUCCCCGCCCCGCUCCU
Messenger RNA from Nerophis ophidion (straightnose pipefish), 1685 nucleotides. RefSeq lists its product as uncharacterized. The record is from RefSeq and is a predicted model, not a curated record. The coding region runs from base 630 to 1526 and encodes 298 amino acids. The transcript is spliced from 4 exons. Lineage: Eukaryota; Metazoa; Chordata; Actinopteri; Syngnathiformes; Syngnathidae.